Molecule: messenger RNA, 1590 nt
Organism: Cucumis sativus (cucumber)
Lineage: Eukaryota; Viridiplantae; Streptophyta; Magnoliopsida; Cucurbitales; Cucurbitaceae
Product: pentatricopeptide repeat-containing protein At5g09450, mitochondrial
Exons: 3
Coding region: 272-1501 (409 amino acids)
Cellular component (GO): mitochondrion
Molecular function (GO): protein binding
Source: RefSeq, a predicted model, not a curated record
GAGAAGACUUAAACGAGAGUACUUGUAAUUGUGAGACUAAAGGCUCAGUCCAUUGAGUUAUGUUUACCAAAAUCGACCUCGGGUUAGAGCGUCAUAAUUGGACUGAAUGGGUACUCGCGAACUCAAGUGAGGUAUGCAAAAAGGUUGAAAACCCCCGAGGAAGGAUCAUCCAAACCCCUUUGUUAUAGUGAAAAAAAGCAUACAAACGAGUCGCCGAUUCGAAAGUAAGCAAAACGGAGAUCGGGUCACCCAAAUUGUAGGAUCCAUUUCCAUGGCUUCUCGUGCUCUCUUCCUCGCCUUCAGCCGAAAAUUCAGGAACAGAGGCUUCUUAAAUCAGAGUUUCAAAUCGACCCCAGUCUUCAAUGAAGCCAAUGUUUCGAACUAUUGCUCUCAUGGAGCUCUGAGGAGUGAAUCUUUUGAUGAAUCGGUGAAUUAUGAAGAAUUCAAUGACUUGAAAAGCAGGAUAUUUCAGCUCAGAUUGCCCAAGCGAAGUGCUAUACGUGUUCUUGAGAGAUGGACGAGUGAGGGCAACCAAGUUACGAUCGCUGAGCUUCGGAACAUCUCCAAAGAGCUCAGAAAGAUUCAGCGGUAUAAGCACGCUCUUGAGAUUUUAGAAUGGAUGGUAAGUCAUAAUCAGUCCGAGUUAUCUGAUUCCGACUUUGCAAUCCGCAUUGACUUAAUGACCAAAGUAUUUGGCGUAGAUGCUGCUGAACGAUACUUUGAAGGUCUGCCUAUUGAUGCCAAAACUUGUGAGACUUAUACUGCUCUCCUUCACUCUUUUGCUGGGUCCAAAUUGACUGACAAGGCUGAAACUCUCUAUGAAAAGAUGAAGGAGUCAGAUAUACCUCUAACAGCCCUUCCAUUCAACGAGAUGAUGACUUUGUACACGUCGAUCGGGCAAGUAGAAAAGGUAUCCUCAAUCGUCGAUGACCUAAAACAAAGGAUGGUUCAUCCUGACAUUUUCACUUAUAAUCUCUGGAUCAGUUCUCUAGCUGCAGCUUUGAACAUCGAUGGUGUUAAACAGAUUCUCAACGAGAUGAAUCAUAACCCCAACUCCAACGAAAAUUGGGUGCGAUAUAUUGAACUCGUCAACAUAUAUGUUAAGUCAGCUAAUCUAUUGCAUUCAGAGUCGAACUCUGUAGUCGAGUCUGUGAGUGGCAUUUCUCAGCGAGAAUGGAUUACAUAUGACCUCCUCAUUAUCUUGUAUGCUGGUCUGGGAAACAAAGACAAAAUUGAUCAAAUUUGGAGAUCAUUAAGGAUGACAAAGCAGAAAAUGACGAGCAGAAAUUACAUUUGCAUUGUAUCUUGUUACCUGAUGCUUGAUGAUUUGAAGGAAAUUGGUGAAGUUAUUGAUCAAUGGAAACAAUCAACCACAACAGAUUUUGAUAUUUCUUCUUGUAACAGGCUUGUAAAUGCAUUUAUUGAAGCUGGGUUGCAUGAGAAAGCCAACAGUUUUGUAAAUGUUUUGAUUCAGAAGAACUGUGAACCUACAGAAGCUUAGUGGUGGAAAGUAGAGGUUUAAAUCAUAAUCUAGUUCAUCUUAUUUUGAUUAAAUCUAAGUUUCAAAUAUUUCGUUUUUAAUUUUUCAAA